GGCAACUCAAGUCACUACUGCCGUGGUAGCUAGAUGAUCUUUCCCUUCAACAUCCAAGCGAUGAAUAAACUCUAUUCGGACUUGGGGUGAACCCAGUGAUACGCAAACGCAUUUUCGGCAUUAUCCUUAACAAAUCCUGGCCAGCAGCCCGACAAACAAGAAGAUGAUGCAAUGUUUCUUUAAAAAUACGGAAUACAGGAGUUAAGAUGCUAUUGGAUCGUCGUGGUGUUAUUGAUGGCAAUCCCUCAAUCGAGAAUUUAAUCUCAAAUUCAAUUUCAUACGGGUGAAGUGGAGGAUUACUUGGUAGUGGCUGGACAGUCAGAGUGAUAGAGUAACAAAACGGCAAAAGCAGUUCGUACUCGUGUUUUAUCUGACGUCAUUGCACCUUUGGUUUAAAAGAAAAGAAGGAAUAGAAAGAGAGGACUAAAAAACACAAUUCCAUAAGUGAUUAUAAUAAUGGGUUGUGCUUCAUCAAUUGAUUCGAAUGUGCGAAAAGAAUUCGUUUCCAUUCCGCUGUCAACUACACAAAAAUACCUUGUACGAGAGACUUGGGAAACUAUCGAUGCUCACAAAAACUCAGUGGGGAAAAAGACGUUUUUAAGGUUUUUUGAAAUUAACCCAGACUUCCAGAAACUAUUUCCUGAGUUUGUGAACCUUAAGCGAGAAGAGCUAGAAAGAGCCAAUGCUUUACAUGGACACGCUAAACGAGUUAUGAAGGCCGUGGAAAAUGCUGUUACAGCCAUGGAUGAUACGGAGAGUUUUGCUGCAUACCUGGAGGGACUGGGGCAGAGACAUGUAGCACGUGCCCUUAAACCAUCUUAUCUGGAUGCGAUGCAAGUGGCUCUGAUGGACACUUUACAAGAUCUACUGCAGUCACAAUGGACUCAAGAAACCUCAGAGGCUUGGAAUAUUUUGUUUAGGUUUAUUGCAGAUACAAUGAAGAGAGGGUUACAAUCUGGCAAAUAACUCUACGAAUCAUGAAUCAGCUGGAACAACGCUUGGCUCACAGCCACUAUGAAAUUGAACGUAAAAGUAAAGGUUCAUCAAAUGUCGACUUCCAUUAACAAUGCAAAAAACAUUGCUCUUUUUCCAAGCUCAAGAAAUUCUAUAUAUAUAUAUUCAUCAUCAGAAUCUUCCACACUACUUUCUAUUUCUUCGUCAGCUUCUUCAAAACUAGUUUCCAUGUCAACACACAGUGUCCCGUUUUCAACAGUAUUAGUUUCAAAUGAUUUGCUCACUUUCACUAGAGGUAUACAUGUAGAAUAAUCAUGGUCAUUAAGAUGACCCUUUUGGCUACCUACAUUUACUUUUCUUUAUCAGGAAAGGGACUUUUUUGUCUUCUCAGUUUAUUGUCACUGGAAUAGGUUUUCAAUGUUUGUAUUCCAAUUCUUCUUGUUAAUAUUUUUGCACAUUGUAAUUGCUGCAUCAACUUUUAUUGUGUUCACGUCAGUGAUAUCCUAUUGAUGGGUUGCAAGCAUUCCCAAGAGAGGCAAAAGACAAAAACAUGGCGGCCAUUGUGGUGCCAUUAACAAUGGAUGCUAAUGAGAAAUCUUUUCUUAAAUAGCACCAACAUGGCCGCAAUGACGUAACGUGCAAUCAAAGAAUUCUAUAUAAUCAACACCAAUGACCUUCUGACCUGUUCUAGAUCCGCUAUAUUUGAAUUUAAUAACCAUUCAACUUACUUAAGGUAAAGUAUCGUCAUUUGUGCUUGAAAUGUGUAUUAAUACCAAUAACUACAUCAUCA
Messenger RNA from Actinia tenebrosa (Australian red waratah sea anemone), 1744 nucleotides. RefSeq names its product globin-1. Gene Ontology annotation, molecular function: heme binding; iron ion binding; oxygen binding. Gene Ontology annotation, biological process: oxygen transport. The record is from RefSeq and is a predicted model, not a curated record. NCBI's taxonomy places the organism in Eukaryota, Metazoa, Cnidaria, Anthozoa, Actiniaria, Actiniidae.